AUGACUCUGGGGAAGGAGGACUCAGGACGACGUCAGAAGUUGCAACAUGUUUGUAAGGAGGAAGCAGUUCUUGCUGAGCACCAGCAAAUUAAAGAAGAACACGAGGAUCGAGACCCUCCACAGAUUAAAGCGGAACAGGGUGAACUCUGCACUGGUCUGAACCAGAACCAGGACAACUCUGAGCCUCCGCUGAUUAAAGAGGAACAGGACCAACUCUGCACUGGUCUGAGCCAGGAGGACCCAGAACCUCCACAGUUGAAAGAGGAACACGACCAACUCAGCACCAGUGAGAAACCAUAUCUGUGUAAGACUUGUGGGAAAAGAUUUAGUGACUUGUCAGCCCACAGGAGUCAUACAAGAAUCCACACAUUUGAGAAAUCAUACCUUUGCAACACAUGUGGAAAAACAUUUAGUGAUUUAUCAUCAUUCAAGCCUCAUACAGGAAUUCACACAGGUAUUAAAAUCAUUGAUGGUUAUCAGUACAUUGAACCAUGUGAACCUCAUGCUGUGAACCAAUGA
Molecule: messenger RNA, 519 nt
Organism: Stegastes partitus (bicolor damselfish)
Lineage: Eukaryota; Metazoa; Chordata; Actinopteri; Pomacentridae
Source: RefSeq, a predicted model, not a curated record